Molecule: messenger RNA, 969 nt
Organism: Candidula unifasciata
Lineage: Eukaryota; Metazoa; Mollusca; Gastropoda; Stylommatophora; Geomitridae
Source: the annotation of a GenBank genome assembly
AUGUCAGAAUCGGAACCUAAAAAAAAAGCCAAGGGUGACUCCCACUGGUCAAAGAUACUCCAGGUAAACAUGGACACCAACGGAAUUCGCCACAAGAAAUGUAUUCGCAUGUGCAGAAAAUUCAGCCUCACAGGCAGCACAACUUGCCGGUUGGGGCUCAACAAAAGUGUCCAGGCGUGUAGAAAAACUAGGAUUAAUUCCGGAGAUAAAAGUGGAAACAUGGGUAUAAUCUCUUCAAUCACAGCCAGAAUGCGACGCUGGAUUCAGUCGAAGCGAAAAUACGAAGUGUCUCCGGUACAUGAAGCAGCCGCUGGAGAAAAACAGGGAAAAGUUGAUAAAAUUCACUCUGGGUGUAUGAGUAACAGGGACAACAAAUGUCGAUCGAAAGCAGAUGUCCUUAAUGAAGACUACUUGAUAAUUAGUCAAGCUAGUAACUAUCAUCCAGAGUUGAAACGUUCUGAAGGUCUGAAGUCCCCAGCCCAACGCGGCAUGUUAGUGUCUUCUUUAGCCGGUUCGUCUUGUGGGCGAGUCCCUGGCGCAUCGUCUAUUUCCAGAAAUGAAAAGGCAACACAGAUUUCAGCCACAUACAAGGGCCCUAUGGUAAAUAUCAAUAUAGAGUUUGCGGACCAGGGGACUCCGACAGAAUGUAGGUCGCAAUUUGCGGCGAAUCCUUUACGGCUUAACCAGAGACAGCUUUCGCAAACCUCCAUAAUGACACCAACAAGGACACUUUCCAGGAGUCAGCAGCUGCGACAGUCCAGGAACAAGUACAUAAAGCUGCUGCAAAAAGCGGGACAGCUCAGUCCCGGCAGAAGCCCUUUGACAGGAACUAUCAGCGCCCCAGCAAAGCCCGGACUAGAAGAAAAGAGCAUUUCCCCAGUGGUCAAAAGACGACAGAUUAAAACAUGGCCGCUUGCCUGUAGGAAACAGUUACGAGCAGGUAAAGAAGAGGUUCUACUAUCUUUCUGA